This is a messenger RNA of Phragmites australis (common reed), 1381 nucleotides long. RefSeq lists its product as uncharacterized. The coding region runs from base 333 to 1058 and encodes 241 amino acids. The transcript is spliced from 3 exons. NCBI's taxonomy places the organism in Eukaryota, Viridiplantae, Streptophyta, Magnoliopsida, Poales, Poaceae. The record is from RefSeq and is a predicted model, not a curated record. Gene Ontology annotation, biological process: response to red or far red light.
GUGCCCACACACACACUCACUCCACAGAGAAUCCGGGACCCGUAGAGCCGAUAGGUUGCGAUUGGGAUGGGCCUCCGCCUCACGUUCAUGUCUGCCCUUCUCCCUCCCCAUUUCCCGCUGCUGUUCACCCGUGGAGGAAGCAAUUCUAGGUAGCCACCAGCUGCUCCUCUCUCCCGGAUCGAGGCGGGGGGUCGCAGCAUGGCAGGAAAGGAGGAGGCGGCGGCGGCGGCUGAUGCGGAGGAGGCAGCUUCCACCAACCAGCGCAUUCACAGCCUCAAAGGCUGGUGAUUGCUUGAUGUUCCGUGUCUCUGAAAGUGAAGUUAUAUUUUGUAAUGUGCCUUGCUACGGUUUGUGACAGUUCCAGCAGUACGGAAAAAGCUCUGUCUAUCGGCCGUCCACUUAAGAAAAGGAAGUCACAGUAUGAACUGAUUGAUCCAAGGCUGCUAUCACUUAAACACAAGUUUUGGAACCGAUUAUCUCCCCAGGAUGAUGAGUCUGCAACCACAGAAAGCUUAGGAUAUGAUGGCAUUUUCAUCAACAAGAACUGUGGCACGGACAUGGUCAGCAUAUCUGAAGAAAUAAACUCUUGUGAAAAUACUCUAAGCCUGUUUGGUGGGUGCAUUGAAGUGGACUCUCAAAAUGGAAUUCAGGGCCAAUCUAUGAAAAUGUUUGAGGUCCGGACAUCUGCAUCCAGUAGCUCAAGCAACAAUUUUCCAUCUGAGGCUUUCAGUUCUUCCCGUAGCAGUGGCACCAGAGAGACUGACAGCUGGGUUAUGCAUAGCCUAGAGCACGAUCAUCCAAGUCUGACGCUGCAACCGCAUGACUAUAACUUGGAAAGGAUAUAUGAUGUACUUGAACAGUACGGUGAUCUAAUGAAGGACGAACCCACGAGUGGUGAUGUUUAUGGUUCUGAUUCGCAUAUCAUGGAUGAGAAGCUUUACUCGAACGGCGUCGAUGAUUUCCAGAUUUUGCCUACAGGCCAGACUGGCUAUCACGGUGAGAAGAAGCUAACCAUCGAUCAAGAAUUUGAGCAGUAUUUUUCGAACCUCAUGCUUUAGCAUGGAGUGGAUAAUUUUGCGACAAAAAUGCCGUUGCAUCGGGACCUGCAAAGACGGCUUGCUUCCUGCAGUUAUGAGGUUUAAGCUACCCACCGUGAGCAAAGUGCGGACCUUCGCUACUAUUGGAGUUAUUGGUGUAUUUGUACACCGAAUCUUAUCACGUAAUGUAUAUAUGUGUGAUAUGUGUCCACCCAGCAAAUCCUGGCAUCAUGUUGUAUCAUGUCUAGGCUGAAUAGUAUGUUCCUUUUAUGUCGUGCUGUUUCUGAAUGGAUCAAUAAGGAAGCAGAAGCCAUCCCGGAAUUGGGAGGUGAGGCAACUUGUGA